UCCCUCACCGCCAUUUUUCAGAGAGAGAGAGAGGAGAAAUGAAUUCGAUAUCAUCUGCUUUCUUCUCUCAGAUUCUUCCAUCUCUUUCUUCUCCUUCAAAUCCCUCCGACAAAACCCUCUCUCUCUUCUCCAGAGAUGGACACCGAAUCCUACGGCUGUCGUUAACCGGACGAAAUCACAGGCACCGUCCGAUCUGCUCUUCUUCUUCUUCUUCCUCUUCCUCUUCUUCUUCUGGAGAAAAUUCCUUCAAUUCGAAUUCCGCAUUUGAGAACGGGUCGAGCUUUUGCAUUAUAGAAGGACCAGAGACUGUUGAUGAUUUUGUCCAGAUGCAGCUGCAAGAGAUUCAAGACAACAUAAGAAGUCGGCGAAACAAAAUUUUCCUCCUCAUGGAAGAGGUUAGGAGAUUAAGGGUGCAACAACGCAUAAAGAGUGCUGAGUUCAUUGAUGAAACUGGCGAGGAAAACGAGAUGCCCGAAAUUCCAUCAUCUAUUCCCUUUCUCCCUCAUGUGACACCGAAGACAUUGAAACAGCUCUAUCUAACAUGCUUUUCGUUAAUAUCUGGGGUGAUCAUCUUUGGAGGCCUUCUUGCACCUAUUUUGGAGCUGAAAUUAGGAUUGGGUGGUACCUCAUAUGAAGAUUUCAUUCGCAGCUUGCAUUUGCCACUGCAAUUAAGUCAGGUCGAUCCCAUCGUGGCAUCAUUUUCAGGUGGGGCAGUUGGUGUUGUUUCAGCAAUGAUGUUGGUCGAAGCCAACAAUGUUGAGCAACAAGAAAAGAAAAGAUGCAAGUACUGCAAUGGAACUGGAUAUUUAGCAUGCGCCCGAUGUUCAGCAAGCGGGGUGGUUUUGAGCAUUGAACCGAUUUCAAUUUCUGGCAGUUCGGAUUCUCCUUUGUGUGCACCUACAACUCAAAGGUGUCUAAACUGCUCGGGCGCUGGAAAGGUUAUGUGCCCCACCUGCCUAUGUACCGGAAUGGUCAUGGCGAGCGAACACGAUCCACGGAUAAAUCCAUUCGACUGAAAAGGACCAGUGAUCUUUGGUCGAAGUUCGAACAUUCUACUGCUUCCUGACCUUUGCCUCAAACAAUUUCAACUGCGGAUUCAGAUUCAAGACCUUACAAGAAAUGGAGUACACUAGAGAUAUUGCAACGUUGAAAUGGAGUGAUCAUAGUGCUUUUUUCCUAU
Messenger RNA from Magnolia sinica, 1180 nucleotides. RefSeq names its product protein ORANGE-LIKE, chloroplastic. The coding region runs from base 39 to 1016 and encodes 325 amino acids. The record is from RefSeq and is a predicted model, not a curated record. NCBI's taxonomy places the organism in Eukaryota, Viridiplantae, Streptophyta, Magnoliopsida, Magnoliales, Magnoliaceae. Gene Ontology annotation, cellular component: chloroplast membrane. The transcript is spliced from 8 exons.